AAAUAAAAUAUCAACAGUUGUCUUCUUCUCCUCUCACAUCCUCGGCAUCGGAGAGUCAAACCACAGAAGCGGACACAGAGACAGUUAGUUGGGCUCGGUUGGUUCCGCAGCACCAGGUCCAGGACCAGAACAGGCGCCAUGGCCGUCGCUAUUACCCUUCUUCCCCUCAUUGUCAUCCCCUCCCGAUAAGCUCUGACUCUCGAGCGAGGACGAUUCAGAGAACCUCCACGUCCACAAGCCUUUGCUUGGGGAAGAAAGAAGAAAGCAACUUGAAAAAAAAAGGGGCGGUCGCUCCGAUUUCGUCGAUUCUUUCUUGGCUUUUCCUUUUUCUGCUUCAUUUCUUGCAGCUUUUCUUCUCCCGAGGUGUGAACUCUUCCUCUCUCUCCCCUCUGGUUUUGGCUUUUGGGACUUUGGAAACGGCGCUCAGAUUCAGAAGUUCGCUGUUCAAGGAAGACGUCGAAGCUCCGGACUAGUCAAACCUCUCUAUUAAGAUGGGCUCGUAAUUAGUUGCUGGAAUGUUGUGGAGGUUGAGCAAUUCCAUUUCGUGCUGGUUGCGACUGACGUUCUGCUUAGGUUAGAAGACAUUAUACUAAGCUCAAGUUGUUAGUUGGUUGAGUGUGGAGGCUCUCGAAGGAUUGUUCUAUCCCUUCAGUAAAGUCAACUAAACUUCUGCCACCUGAAUCUAAGACUAUAGAACGUUCUGGGCACAAGAUAGAUUAGAGUACCUAAUCAUCCUGAAUCUUGAACAAGCUAGCCAUGCAUUGAGUGAAUACGAUAUUUAUUGCCUAUACAAGUACGAAUGGAGACUAAAGAGGCAGAGAGAACAGUGAUCGCAAAACCAGUUGCGUCGCGGCCUACGUUUUCCACUUUUAGGUCUUUCUCAGAGCUCCUUGCAGGUGCAAUCAAUGAUUCAACCCCUAAAAUAGGUUCUGAAAGUGGUGUUGCCCCAAUUAAACCCAAGACAGUGAGGUUCAAGCCCACAGUGAAUCGCACUUCAGCUGCCAUAUUCUCAUCCCAGGCUGAAAUCUCUGGCACAGCAAUCUGCGAUUCAGUGGAUACCCUUUUGUAUUCGGACAGUCAGCGGACUGUAGUAUAUAAACCUUUGGCAAAGCCGGUCUCAAAAGCUGCUGCUUCACUCUUGGCUAAUAUAGGGAACUUCAAUGCUACUCAACCAGUGAUACAACCAUCUGAAAAUCCGACCCCAGAAAAACGCCAUGUGAAAUCAAAAAGGAGCUCAAAUCCUCGUCAAAUUACACCACGUGUGGCAGAGACCAAACAGACGAGUGAACCCUUGAAAUUGGCAGCUCAGGACGUUGAGGAAGACCCAAAAGCUUUACCAUCCACAGCUAGUGUGGAUCGUCCUUCCUAUGAUGGGUAUAACUGGCGGAAAUAUGGACAAAAGCAGGUAAAGGGGAGUGAGUACCCACGAAGUUACUACAAGUGCACCCACCCAAACUGUCCGGUGAAGAAGAAGGUUGAGCGAUCACUUGAUGGACAGAUAGCAGAAAUAGUCUACAAGGGUGAGCACAACCAUUCGAAGCCUCAGCCUCCUAAACGCAGUUCAUCAGGGAUGCAAGGGCCUGGGACCAUACCUGAUGGAACAGAACAAGACAAAGCCAACCCAUUAUGGAGUAGCCAACUAGGCGAAAAGAAUGAAGGUUCUAUAGGUAGAGUAGAAAAUCAGACUGAGGUAGGAUUAGCUGCAAAUACGUCUUAUCAGGGCAAGGGCCUGAUAGUUCACGACCCAGCUGCUGCAAAUGAGGCAUUUGGUCCUUCUGGUGGGACUCCUGACAGUUCGUGUAAUAUUAGCGGGGCAGAGGAUGGAAGCAAGGGAAAGGAACUGGGUAAUGAUGAACGAAGGAGUAAGAGAAGGAGAACUGAGAGUGGACCCAGUGAAGCCGGCAUCGUCACCGAAGGGGUACAAGAGCCCUGCACUGAUCGGCAAAAUUCAGCCGAGCCUGAGAUUCUGGGUGAUGGCUUUCGCUGGAGGAAAUAUGGCCAGAAGGUUGUCAAGGGAAACUGUCAUCCCAGGAGUUACUAUAGAUGCACGAGUGUCAAGUGCAGCGUGCGUAAGUACGUCGAAAGAGCAAUGGAUGAUCCCAAAUCCUUCAUAACAACAUAUGAAGGGAAGCAUAACCAUGAAAUGCCCGUCAAGAGCUCAAAUCCAGCUGAUCACCAGGCCAACAAAUAAGCCAAGGCAAAGGCUCGACGUUUCGACGCGUGAUUUGCCUGCCUUCUCGCCGAUCUGACCGGAAAUCGACGCAUUCAAGACCGUAUGACCUCCAUUUUGUCUAGUCAUUAAAGAACACGAUAUUUCACAGGUAAUUUCCAUCACCUCAUGGGAGCCACGCUGCUGCCAUCAGACAGGGUUAGCUGUUCCCCUUUUCAGUGUGAUCGACGGACUAGGGACACUGAUUGUAGUAACAUGUGCACUCGCAACUUCUUUGAAGUUUAGGUGAAAUUUUGUCUGCUGCCAGAUAGCACAGAAAAUUCAUUCG
Messenger RNA from Rhodamnia argentea, 2498 nucleotides. RefSeq names its product WRKY transcription factor 44-like. Lineage: Eukaryota; Viridiplantae; Streptophyta; Magnoliopsida; Myrtales; Myrtaceae. The transcript has 7 exons. Bases 800 to 2191 code for a protein of 463 amino acids. The record is from RefSeq and is a predicted model, not a curated record. Gene Ontology annotation, biological process: regulation of DNA-templated transcription. Gene Ontology annotation, molecular function: DNA-binding transcription factor activity; sequence-specific DNA binding.